Messenger RNA from Polyodon spathula (Mississippi paddlefish), 2513 nucleotides. It is a transcript of the gene th2, whose product is annotated as tyrosine hydroxylase 2. The transcript has 11 exons. Gene Ontology annotation, biological process: dopamine biosynthetic process from tyrosine. The record is from RefSeq and is a predicted model, not a curated record. Gene Ontology annotation, molecular function: tyrosine 3-monooxygenase activity; iron ion binding. NCBI's taxonomy places the organism in Eukaryota, Metazoa, Chordata, Actinopteri, Acipenseriformes, Polyodontidae. Bases 456 to 1730 code for a protein of 424 amino acids. Gene Ontology annotation, cellular component: axon; perikaryon; cytoplasm.
AUUACGAGAUUAAAUAUCUACUACACAGUAUCUAAAACGUUUUUAAAGCGUAGUUGAACAGUCCAUAAAGACACUAAUUAAAACUUUAAAUGUAAAACUAAUGACGCAGAUUUUACAUUGUCACUAGAUCCGAAUGCGUAACUAAUUUGCAUAUGGAAUGCAGGUAGCACCAAUAAAUACUGCACUCCCACUUCAUCUAUAAUAAGAGAACCCUGAUGACCAUAACUUCUUAACUGCAUUUCAAUAAGCAGUAGUUGUUGUUUUGGCUUUGUUGUUUGCUUAUUUGUUCUUUAUUGUUCUUUUAAGACAACAUUUUAACAUUCUAUAAACCUAGGUUAUUUAGAAGUAACUUUCAUUUUAAAACAAAUCCUGAACUGCGAAACCUGGCAAUCAUAAUUGAAGUGUCUGAGUUCAUUUUUUUUUUUUUAAUACGUUUUUUUAUCAAACAAACCUCAAUGAAGUCCGACGUGCAGAGUGCCCAACAUUACACAGGCAGGAGGCGAAGUCUUAUUGAAGACGCCAGGAAAGAGAAAGAGGCAGGAUCUCCAACGUCCACCGACACGAAGGACGGUCUGGUGUUCAAACAAGAGAACGAGAGAAUCACCUUAAAUGUAUUCUUUACUCUGAGGAAUGCAAAAAACGCAGGUUUAUCAAAGACUGGCAAAGUUUUCGAGACAUGUGAAUCCAGGAUUCAUCACAUUGAAACCCGACCAACCAAAAAAUCAAAAAACGGCGUGGAAGAUCUGGAAUUCUUUAUAAGAUGUGAGGUGCACAGUUCCGAUAUCAACAUUUUAAUAAAUUCACUCAAAAGAGUAGCCGAUGACGUGAAAACUAGCAGAGAAGAGAAAGUACCCUGGUUUCCAAAAAAGAUAAGAGAUCUGGACAAAUGUCAUCAUUUAAUUACCAAAUAUGAUCCAGACCUAGACCACGAUCACCCCGGCUAUUCUGACCCAGAAUACAGAAAAAGGAGGUCGUUCAUUUCAGAAUUAGCUUUCAACUACAGAGAGGGUGAACCAUUGCCGAGAGUUGAAUACACACCAGAGGAAAUCGCUAUUUGUUGCACUACCUUAUUUUUAGAAAAGACGGGGUUCCAGUUACGACCAGUUGCGGGGUUGCUGGCUGCAAAAGACUUCCUGGCAAGCCUGGCAUUCCGUGUCUUUCAGUGCACUCAGUAUAUCAGGCACGCUUCCUCGCCCAUGCAUUCACCAGAACCUGAUUGCUGCCACGAGUUGCUAGGUCAUAUACCAAUGUUGGCAGACAAAGAAUUUGCACAGUUUUCACAGGAAAUUGGGCUGGCCUCACUGGGAGCUUCAGAUGAGGACAUUGAGAAACUUUCAACUCUGUACUGGUUCACGGUUGAGUUUGGACUCUGCAAACAAAAUGGGGUCAUAAAAGCAUAUGGGGCUGGCCUUCUAUCAUCCUAUGGAGAACUUCUGUAUGCUCUAUCUAAUGAGCCUGAAUACAAACCUUUCGAUCCGGAGAUAACUGCAGUACAGCCGUACCAAGACCAGACUUACCAGCCUGUUUAUUUUGUCUCAGAAAGCUUUGAAGAAGCAAAAACCAAAUUACGACAGUAUUCUUCAAAGAUCAAGAAAGCUUUCUCAGUUCGUUAUGAUCCCUUUACCUGUAGCAUUGAGGUUCUGGAUAAGCCUCAGAAAGUGAAAAACGCACUGAAUCAGAUGAGAGAUGAGCUGAAGAACCUCUGCUUUGCUCUGGAAAAGCUAAGCUGAGCUGAGCACCAUCUGCAUGGUCAAAAAUAUAUUGUAAUAGUGUGCUUAGUAAACCAUGUUCUGUAUGCUUUAUGCAUUUUACUUUGUGUUAAGGAACUCCUCUGUAGACACUGAUGAUAGCAUUAAGAUAUUAUAAUUAAACAGUCACUAGAAGAACAACAAAACACAGAUGAAUGAAUCCUUUACACUUAACCCACCAUUCUCAUGCCAUGAUUGCUAAUAAGUUAAAACUAUUGGAAACUAUGUAAAGUAGAUACAAGUUCUGUUGAAGUGUCUUUAAAGGGCUUCACAGCAUUGGAAAGAUAUGUGUUCUAAAUGUAUUGUCUACAUGAUUUAGGGUUAUAUUUGUUAAGUAUUAAUGUGCCAGCAAAUACAUUGCUAUCCUUCAUCACUAUCUUAGAAUUUGUGAUCCAUUUUUAAAUUGUUAGCAGCCACUGCCUGGUCCUUUUUGCUUCACAAUAAAAGGGUUUUUUCUAUUCUUAUUUAGUAACUUGUUAAAAUUACAGUCCCAUAAAUACAGAGGUUAAUUAUGCCAGCAGCUCUUAUUUUGAAGAAGAAGAAAAAAUUGGAGGUGACAAAACUAUACACAAUUCCCUAUCGAUAUUUAUUUGAUCAAAUAAAGAUUAAAAAGCUGCACAGUGACUUCUGUUGUUGUUGUUGUAAAGUGCUAAUUGACCAUGUAUGUUAAGUGACAGCAAAACAUGUUACAUGGUUUUACUGAAGGAAGUGGUAAACACCCAAAAGAAGACUAUUAUUAGGAGACCAAAAUAUAAGUCAUCAGGA